CAACUGAAGUGAAGCAAGUGCCUCAAAAUGAGUUUUCUUAAUCAAUUCAACUUGUUGCUUCGUCUAACGCUCCUGUUCACCAUAUUGAACGAGGCACGCACGCUGCCGGCACUGGAAACUGCAUCGGGUGCAACAAACGUCAACAACUUAGAAGAGGUGUAUAAGCUACCAGACACCAACAUCGAUUCGAAUUCAUUAAAUGAGCCAGUCUUAACAGUUGUCAAUACAACCAGCCAAACAGGAUCAGACACCACUGAUGCGCAGGAGUCUGCAGUGCCUGGUGAUAAUGUGGCCAGUGCGAGCAGCAACGAGGCAAUGUCCGUCUACGCUGGCGGACUGAUAACCCCCGAGGCCUUUCAGCAGUACUUGAGUCAGUAUAGUGGUGCAGCGGGUUUGGCACCGCUUGCAGCCGCCUAUCCGGCGCCAAUAACAGGCGCGCCCGGCAUCUAUCCCUAUCCGGGUCCCAUAAUGGUGCAGACUGGCUAUGAGGGCUUCUUGGUGCCGGCGAAUCCAGCUGGCUCCGGAAGUGUUUCAGAUGCGAGCACAACAAUAGCAGCAACAGCUCCUCCGCCCGGCUUAAAUCCCCUAAUGGCCUUUGUGUCCAGAUUGCUGCCCAGCAUACUGAUGUCCACGCUGUUUCGCAUUGCAGCCGUUGUGUUAUCCGCCGUGGGCGUCAUUCUCUUUGGAGGCGCCAUUACCAAUGCUCUUUGCCGGCUGACGCCCAUCUGCGAGAUUCCUGGCAAAGCCGCCGACUAUCUACGCUCUGGUGGGGCACAGGAUGUGGGCCGUAUGAUAGCUGAGGAAAUUACGCCGGAACGCGUGAGACGAACCACGGAAUUUGUGCGCAAUGCCAUUCACAAGUAUCGCCAGCUGCAGACGCUUGUCGAGUAGGAGAAGAAAUACAAAAGAAGGAUUCGACAGUAGGAAGAGCUUUGUUGCCACUAAAUGGUUAACGUGAUGAGAUUUUGUGUUAAUUGUAAUAAUUUGCCUGUAAACAUGAAUAACUGAAAUAUAUACUUUUAAUUGUAGU
Drosophila grimshawi is the source of this 1030-nucleotide messenger RNA. RefSeq lists its product as uncharacterized. The transcript has 2 exons. Lineage: Eukaryota; Metazoa; Arthropoda; Insecta; Diptera; Drosophilidae. The record is from RefSeq and is a predicted model, not a curated record. The coding region runs from base 28 to 891 and encodes 287 amino acids.